ACGUAUUCUCAAGUGAAGUGUUUAUAUUAACAUCAAUUAUGCAAGUAAUAAAUGGUACAUUUAUAGAAUUACACUCAUGGUUUGCGUUACAAACCCUUUUCAUAGGGGAGUUUUGUCACGACUCCCACACUACGAUCAAACGCGAGUGCCUCUAUUGGGUCGAUGAAGCUCAUUGUGCUACAGGGGACCAGAAGCUGCUGUACUUCCCCCCCCUCAUCCCCCUAAAUUGGAUUGCCAGGCACGACAGACCGCCAACAAUGAAAUGCAACAAUCCAGACAGCCCUCUAGAAAUACCAAAUUGGCAAACGUCUCGCCGCCACGCCGUCUCGGUCCCUCUCGUCUUGAGCUCAAUCCGUUCCACGCUCCCCUCCAGCCCUUCAUUUUGUUUUCUCUCUUAGAAACAGCGUUCACUUCGCUGGGGUGGGACGCCUCUCGCCUCUCCUCUGCUCAUUUACGAGAUUCAACGUCUUAAUAUUCAACGGCUUAAUUUGCACAGUGCAAGUGCCAAUUUAACCACGGGCGUGUUUCUCCAAAGGCUGCGUUUUCAUCUCGGGGGCUUCUUGGAAACAAGCUCAUUACGAAUGUAACCAAUGGUACGUGACAUUUCGAUGUAUAUAUAUUUUUUUCUCGACAGAUUUCAGCAUCAGUUCCGUCGCGUGCUCAAACACGACAUUGCGGGUACGUUCACGAUCAAGACUGCGCUUUAACUGCAACUGCACCGCCAAUACGAUCACUGGAAUGACCAAGCCCAAAAACAACUUCGCAGCGAACGUAUAGCAAUCGUACAUAGCGAACCGCAUCAUCUUUCCACGUCAGAUAUCUUGUCGAACGUGCAACACGCGCGCGCGCGAGCCGCACACUCUUUCAAAAAGAGGGGGGGGGGGGGAGGGGGGGUGGAGGGGAAUCGAUGGCAUCACCAAACUCGUCGCGACAUCACGACAAUACGUCCGUCGGAAGCAACUUCUCCGAGGGACGCGUGGACGGCAGUGACCGGCGGCUGGACGAGGUGGCUCUGUCGCCGGGCGCCCUCUCCGUGUGCGCUCUCCUGUCGCUCAUCGACAUCGUCACGCUCUUCGGCAACGCCGCGGUGCUGCUGUGCCCCUUGGUGGAGCGGCGUCUGCGCACGGUCACCUACAUGUUCAUCAUGUCCCUGGCCACCGCCGACCUGCUGGUCGCCUGUCUCGUCAUGCCGUUCAGCAUCAUCUACGAAGUCACGGGCGUUUGGAUUUUCGGAGAGCUCUUUUGCAAAGUGUGGAUUUCUUUUGACGUGAUGUUCUGCACAGCAUCCAUCGUGACCCUCUGCUUCAUCAGCUUGGACAGAUACUGCUCCGUGACCACGCCAAACCACUACCCAACGCGCAUGUCUGGGAAAAGGUGCAUCGCGAUGACCGUAUCCAUCUGGGUGUACUCGCUGCUCAUCUCCUUCCUGCCAGUCACGCAGGGCUGGAACGAGAUACCGGGCGUGCGCUUUGACGCGCGCCGCGAGUGCCUCUUCAUCACCAACUGGGCGUUCGUGCUUGUCGCCUCGACGCUGGCCUUCUACUUGCCCUUCCUGGCCAUGUGCACCAUGUACUUCUUCGUGUACCGCGCGUCACGCCUCAAGGCGGCGCGCGUCGCCUCCCAGACCCUCGACAUCCACUACCACCCCAACAGCCAGCGCCCCAACAACCCGCAGCUGGAGAACAAGGCCACGCGCACCAUGAGCAUCAUCAUCUCGGCCUUCGUCAUGUGCUGGCUGCCCUACUUCGUCUUCAACGUGGCGAUGAACGCUUACGGCUCCAAGCACGACAGGGUGGUGGUCACGAUGUUUAAAAUCAUGACAUGGCUUGGGUAUUGCAACUCGGCCAUAAAUCCCGUGCUCUACGCUUUCCUCAACCGUGACUUCCAGCACGCGCUUAAGACGCUCUUUCUGUGCAGCCGCAUGGGCUCAAGGGUUGACAAGAUUGGAGAAGACAUGGUGUCCAUGGUGACGAUAUCCAAAACGCUGGCGAAGGAGCAGGAAGAGCCAUGAGCACAGAAAGAGUACAAGCACAAAUCAAAUCAAAAUCCAGGUCAUUCGCCCAUUGUCCGUUUGUUAAAUUGUAUUUUAUCGAAAGUUUCCCCUGUGUCCGAUUGUGAAGUGUUUUUUUUCCCCCUUCUGAAAUUGAUACUGCUGAAAUAAAUAACAGCGGUGUAACAUUGAUGAUUUGAAUGAGCAGCACAGUGUCUCACCACCGUUAUUGUGAUUCGUGAAUGAAAAUUUCAAUAUAUUUUUUGUUAAUAGAAAAAAAUGCGUUACAAAUAUAUUUAACAGAUUUUUGCCACUGCCAGACGAGGGCCUGCCCAUGCUACGUUCAGUCAUGGGGAUAUUGUUUGACCGUACUUCACAACGCUGGUCAAUGGGAGACUUUGAGAGUGGGUACUCAGUGCCGGUUGAGAUAUUACUUGCCACCAAUCAUACUCGCAGCCAUGGCUAAUGAGUUCAUAACUCAGUGUGCAAACUACUGUGCCCUGCUCCACCCCUUCUGAUAUUUUAUUGAACAUGUUGGCAUGCUCAAGCCUUAAUUAAUCAUUCAUUUUACUUUUGUAUUGCAGCAACUUUAGUCGUUGGUGAACACACAGAGGAAGCCCGUGGAAUCCAGCAGGGGUCACCAAAAGCUAUCACAAACGUCCAACCAGUGACCCAGAGUAUUUUUUUAAACCAAAAAGUGUCUACGAUUUCUUUUUUGUAACAACGGUACAGAAGUAGAGUGCACAAUUAGUGAGUGACUGGCGCACACGUGAAACGCCUCUGUGUUCCCCAUGCUUUAUCUAGGAGGCCGAAACAGAAGGAAAAGAGGGGAAAGAGAAAGAGAGAGAUAAGGAUACGGGAGAAUAGAAGAAAAAGGGGAAAAUAAGAGGCACAUAUUGGGAAACAGAAUAACGAAACAUAACUU
Molecule: messenger RNA, 2915 nt
Organism: Petromyzon marinus (sea lamprey)
Lineage: Eukaryota; Metazoa; Chordata; Hyperoartia; Petromyzontiformes; Petromyzontidae
Product: histamine H2 receptor-like
Biological process (GO): adenylate cyclase-activating adrenergic receptor signaling pathway; positive regulation of MAPK cascade; G protein-coupled dopamine receptor signaling pathway
Cellular component (GO): plasma membrane
Molecular function (GO): dopamine neurotransmitter receptor activity, coupled via Gs; G protein-coupled receptor activity
Source: RefSeq, a predicted model, not a curated record